Macrobrachium nipponense is the source of this 788-nucleotide messenger RNA. RefSeq lists its product as uncharacterized. Bases 16 to 495 code for a protein of 159 amino acids. Lineage: Eukaryota; Metazoa; Arthropoda; Malacostraca; Decapoda; Palaemonidae. The transcript has 3 exons. The record is from RefSeq and is a predicted model, not a curated record.
CGGAAAGCAAGGCAGAUGUCAAGAGAGCUGGUUGCUGGUAUUAGCGUUGAGGUUACCCACAGUCCAAACAAGAAUGUUGCAAUUUAUACUACCUACCAAAGAGAGGCUCAACCUGCUCUGGUUAGUGAGGAAAGUACAAGUAAUAGUGUACCAUCCAUGGGUUCUGUUCCUCCCACCCCUGGAAAGCACCUUGUUGUUCCUCCUGCUCCAGCACAAACGCUUCCUGCCAUGGCAGUUCCUACAAGUUCCAUUGCUCCAGUUCUUCAAGUUCCUAGUAUAAUAUCUCAGCCUUCCACUUCAAGGAAUGAGAAAUCUGAUGAAGCAAUAGUGGUAUCACAGCCAUAUGUUAAGAAGACAGUGAGAAAUUUCCUUCAGGUUGCUGAUAUCCUUCCUUACAAGAAACGCAAAAAGGAGAUAAUACCUGAACCGGUCAGACGAAAGCAGGCAGCAGCAAAGCUGGCCAGGGAGGUAGAACUAGACAAGCCUCAGAAGUAGAUUGUUCCGUAUGUAAUGGAAUCGGCUAUUGUGACAUGAAAUAUUUUUUUCAUAUUUUUAUUAUAAUGUCAUAUUUUGUCUGUGCACAUUUUUUUUAUUAAUUGAAGCUUUAUUAUUAAUUAAAGUUUGUGUAUAUUUCAGGACUUCAUAAGUCUUGAAAGUAGCAUCAAUUAUUAACAUAAACCAUGGUAUAACCAAAAAUAUACAAGUAUCUUAGAUAUCAUUAAAACAGCACAAAUAACAAUUCAUUCAAAAAUUCAUAAAUAUCAAUAAUAUGUAAGAAUUCUCGUACA